AUGCAAAUCAAUGUUGAGCCGGAUGUCUUUGAGCAGUUUCACAAGUUGAAGCAGCUACACAAACCAGUUGGGAGUGAUAGUGAAUUUCUCUCUUUUAUCGUGUCCCACAUUCAAAAAUGUUGUUACAAAAGCGAUAGUUGUAACCCAGCUGUUCAAGCUCUUACGAAUGGCACGUCGCUGCGGUCAUGCCCGGAAUGCAAAUUUUCAGCCGGCACUUCUGAACAGCUUUGGGAUCAUUUCGAAAGUGUUCACCCUGAUGAAGGGAGCUUCUCUUGUACAUGUGGGGACUCUUAUAACCGUUUGCCGUUGUUUCUGAGGCACUAUGUAGAUUGUCCGGUAGCAUCUACUGAUUUGGAAGAUCCUCGUCGUAACUUCGCCUCACUUAAGGACGGACGUAGAAUUUUACCUAGCAUCCUUCAUUCUAACUGUGACGGUGGUAUCGCGGGUACAAAAUUGGGCCAGCCUAAUGUCUACCACCCUUACCGUCAGUCUACAGUAUCGUCUGCCCCAGGUCCGUCAGGUGACAAGCCAUAUGGUUGUCCAAAAUGUUAUAAGGGUUUUAAAAGCAAAUCUCUACUCGAUCAACACAUGCAUCUCCAUUUUCCUCCUCGCUACAAAUGCAGGUGGUGUGGUAAUGUCUACCGUUGGCCACCUGUUUAUUACCAUCACAAGCAACGGUGUAAAAAGCGUCCAGUCAUAAGUAUGAGUGAUAUCGGUCACGCUUCUGACUACCGUUGUCUUAAUGGUUCAAUUAUGAAAGUCGAAGACUCCCAAAUGCAUGUCGAUCAUAUUUCACCGAGACAAACCGCGUUCAACCGUUUUGUGAAUGCACCAGGAGUUUCUUUCACUCAAGAACUGGCGAAUGACAACAUCAUUCAGAAUGUUCCAGUCAUCGGAGACGAUGCAGCUAACUGUUCGCUAACAUGCCUAUGCACGGAAAGCUUUCUAAAUGUCCCUUCCUACCUUGAGCAUGCAACUAUAUGUCCAAAAGUUGUGUCGGCGUCCUCUGUCUUCGAAAAUCUUGCCAAUAGAGCCCUAUCUACUUCAAACAACUUAGGAUUCAGAUCUCCGCGACAAAGGAAUUCUAUUUCAAAUUUCCGGGAAUUACCGCCCGAAUAUCUUUCACAACUAAAAGAUACAACUUUAAUGCACUCUAAUCCUGGUGGUAUUUUUUCGUGUAACAUGUGUGGCAAGGAGUUCAAUUCCAAACUAUCUCUCAAACAGCAUGUAGAUGGAAAACAUCGUGCUGAAGGUAAGUACCUCUGUGGGACUUGUGGUAAACGGUACCGUUGGGGUGCCUCGUUUUAUUACCACAAAAAAACAUGCGCCGGGCCUGUGUCUUGUGUACUCAAUUCUCAAACUCCGGAGCUUGUGACCACACACACUUAG
Molecule: messenger RNA, 1389 nt
Organism: Schistosoma spindalis
Lineage: Eukaryota; Metazoa; Platyhelminthes; Trematoda; Strigeidida; Schistosomatidae
Source: the annotation of a GenBank genome assembly